Anarrhichthys ocellatus (wolf-eel) is the source of this 7890-nucleotide messenger RNA. RefSeq names its product bromodomain containing 4 (gene brd4). The coding region runs from base 653 to 5386 and encodes 1577 amino acids. Gene Ontology annotation, biological process: regulation of DNA-templated transcription; chromatin remodeling. Gene Ontology annotation, cellular component: nucleus; chromatin. The record is from RefSeq and is a predicted model, not a curated record. NCBI's taxonomy places the organism in Eukaryota, Metazoa, Chordata, Actinopteri, Perciformes, Anarhichadidae. The transcript is spliced from 19 exons.
AGCACCUAAAGCUAUUGAUGGGAAAGCGGGGAGGGGUGGAAUGAGCAAGCGCGUGGGAGGGAGGGAGGGGUGAGUGGGCUGAAUGAGGAAGCAGCAGAGCCAUUUUUACUGUUGAGCAACUGCAUGCUGGUCUUGCCUCUUGCUUGAGAGAGAGGGUGAGAGCUAGAGCAAGAGGAAUAAAGCGCUCCUCCUGGAUCUUACCGGAGCCCUCUCUCCCGUCUCUCGCCUUCCCCUCUCCGUCUUGCUUUCAGUUUGUGUCCAUUUAAGUUGGGGGGGCCCUGGAGAGGACACACAAUGGAGCGGAGAGCCUGUGGCAACUGGGCUGUUGUGCUGCUGAGAGGGGGAUGGGGUAGAGAGAGGACCGGUUCACACAGCUAACACAGCCGGCCGGCUGGAGGCUUCCUUUCCUCCCCGCCUGAACCCACUGUUUCCAGGCCGGGGCCUUUUUUUUGUGUGGAACAAGCCGUCCUCAAACUUCGCUUGGACUACACUAAGGAUUACUCAUUGUGCUCUGUGGGAUUUCAGGAUACGUACUGGAGCCUGAAAAAUAAAUCCCUCCUGUGUUUUGGAUAAGAGAAAGAGGGGAAAAAAACAAACUUCUGUGUAAUUCUUCUUGCCCGUUUUUUUGGUUUCUGUUUAGCGGAGUUCAUAAAUGGAUUACAAGAUGCAUGCCAAGUCAAACGAUUUGCUGGAUUUUCAAAAACUGGACGCCCUUCUGGAAAAAAUUGCACAUUCAGUCUCUGUGAAAAGAGAGUCCAGCGAGGAGUGCAAUGGGAUCAGUGGUGCUCUGUCAGUGGAGUCUGUGCCGGGGCCAAGACUGAACUGGUGUCCUGCCAACACCACUACCCCUGCCCCUGCAGCUCCAGCUCAAGCUCCAGCUCUGGGGCCUGAGCCCAACCCUGUCAGAAUGGGGGACGGCCUGGAUGCAGCACAGAUGUCGGGCAGCAGCAGCAGCAGCCAGGGGCAGGCCCAGCAAAUGGGCAAUCCCCCACCCCCAGAGUACAUCAAUCCCGACAGGCCAAAGCGCCAGACCAAUCAGCUGCAGUACCUGCUGAAGGCGGUGGUCAAGGGCCUGUGGAAGCACCAGUUUGCCUGGCCCUUUCAUAUACCAGUGGACGCGAUCAAACUUAACCUGCCGGACUACUACACAAUAAUCAAAACUCCCAUGGACAUGGGAACAAUCAAGAAAAGGCUUGAGAACAGUUACUACUGGAAUGCCCAAGAAUGUAUCCAAGACUUCAACACGAUGUUCACCAACUGCUACAUAUACAACAAGCCUGGAGACGACAUAGUCUUAAUGGCUGAAUCUCUCGAGAAGGCUUUCCUCCAAAGGGUCACAGAAAUGCCUGAGGAAGAAACUGAGAUUGUUGUCAUGAUGGGGAAGGGCCGUGGCCGUGGCCGAAGGGAAGGAGGUCUGAACUUGAAACCAGGGGCCAUCAUUGAUUCAUCGUCCACGACUCCUCAAACACGUGGUCUGUCAAAUCUCUCAGCACCACCGCAGCAGACCAGAGGACCAGUGCAGGGCCCGCCUUCACUACCUCCCCAGCCUUUGAUGCAGGUCCUGCCGUCCCACAUGCCCCCAAUGUUACCUAGCCACGCGCCACAGCUUGGAGCUCCCUACUCCCUGGGCCAAUCGGACUGUGCUCCUCAAGGUCCCAUCAUGACUUCUGUGCCUCCCCCUGCUCAGACCUCCCUUCCCCCAGCAUCCAUCCAGAGCACUGCCCCCAUGCUGCAGAACCCUAUAACCAUGACCAAACAAAGAAAGAGCCAGAAAAGGAAAGCUGACACUACAACGCCCACAGCAAAUGAUCAACUGAGUGAGUCUUCACCAGCAGAGUCCAAAUCUGGGAAGACACUACCCAGGCGAGAGAGCACCCGGCCUACAAAACUGAUAAAGAAGGACGCACCAGACUCCCAGCAUCACAUAGGCAUGGUGAUGGGACUGAGUGGACCAAGUGGAGGUCAUAGCCCCAAACCACAGGAUCAGCUGGGUUACUGUGCUAGUCUGGUUAGGGAUAUGUUGUCCAAGAAGCAUGCUGGUUAUGCCUGGCCAUUUUACAAACCUGUCGAUGUGGAUGCACUGGGACUACACGACUAUCACGAUAUCAUCAAAUAUCCAAUGGACCUCAGUUCCAUCAAGGCCAAGCUCGAGAACAGGCAAUACCGGGAACCCCAGGAGUUUGCUGCUGAUGUGCGAUUAAUGUUUUCCAACUGCUACAAAUACAAUCCACCAGACCACGAGGUGGUAGCUAUGGCUCGCAAGCUACAGGAUGUCUUUGAGAUGCGCUUUGCCAAGAUGCCAGAUGAACCUGAGAGCAAGCCUCUAGUUUCUGCCCCAGCUCCUACACUUCACCAUCCUGCCCCUGUUAAGCCCCAGCCUCCUCUGGCCCACGUUGCUUCAUCUACAGACAGCUCCAGUGAUUCGUCCUCUGAGUCCGAGUCUUCAACCGAUGACUCUGAAGAGGAAAGAGCCCAGAGGUUGGCAGAGCUCCAGGAUCAGUUGAAGGCUGUCCAUGAGCAGCUGGCUGCCUUGUCCCAACCACAAGCCAGCAAACCAAAGAGAAAGGAGAAGGAGAAGAAGGAGAAGAAAAAAGAAAAGCAUAAGAAGAAAGGAGGCAUGUCUAGCCUUGUCGAUGAGAUCCAGGAUGCUAUACCUGUUCCGCAGCUCUCUAAGAAGACAAAGACUAGUAACAAUAACAACAAAGAGGUUGUACCCAAGAAGAAACCUAGUAAAAAGGAAGGGAUGAAAAGCAAUCAUCCCUCCAACCUGCUGCCUGUACCCGGCCUGGAAGACGAUCUGGGGGCCGCUGGGUCAUCAGCAACGGGGGAAAAAUGCAAGCCCAUGACGUACGAGGAGAAGAGGCAGCUAAGCUUGGACAUCAACAAGCUUCCUGGUGACAAGCUUGGCCGUGUAGUCCAUAUCAUCCAGUCCAGAGAGCCCUCACUCAAAAACUCAAACCCUGAUGAGAUUGAGAUUGACUUUGAGACGCUAAAACCCUCCACUCUGCGCGAGCUGGAGAGAUACGUGUCUUCCUGCCUCCGCAAGAAGAAAAAGGUUCACGUUGAGAAGCCUGUGGAGUCCAUGGCUACCUCCAAAAAGACUGGAUCCUCUUCAGAGAGCAGUGGCUCCAGCACAGACAGCGAAGCUGAGGGGACAGGAAUAAUUAAGCAUCAGAAGAAGAAGGGCCAUUCUGUGAAGGAGGGGAAAAAGACCCAUCCUCAUGUACACAUUCAGAGUGGCCCUGCUCAGAUUGGGCUUCAUUCCCAAAUUGCAGGCCUUCAGUCCAGCAGUCAGAUGAAGCAGCAGUCUCAGCCACCCCCUGCAGGCUUCCCUGCUCCCCCUGUAGCUGCUCUGGAGUCUUCCCAGUUACUGGAGACUAGCUUUGACUCCCUGCCACCCUUCGGCCAGCCCCUCAUGCAUCUAACCCACCACACGGGCAACUCCUCGCCCGCACCGCCACACCUCAACGCUCAUUCUGCUGGGCCAGUGUCCCCUGAGACCCACCCCUUCCUCAACCAACAUCCCGUCCUCACAUCUCCAGCUUUGCACAUUUCCAUGCCUCAGCAGCCUUCUCGACCCAGUCACAAGGCAGCGCCUCUUCAUCCCAAACCCCCUCAGCAGCAACCAGCACCUCCUCAGCAGCAGCCAACCCUGCAGCCGCCGCAGCAGCCGCCGCAGCAGCAGCAGCAGCAGCUGCCACAGCAGCAGCACCUCCAGCCCCAGUCAGCACCACCACCCCCACCACAGCACCAGCUUUCCUCUCAGAUCCUCCACCCUCCUCAGCCCCUGCACCAGCGACCCUUGUCCCCUCCAACACUCACACCCCAGGGCUUGCUGUCUUCCCAGCCUCCCCAGAUGCUGCUGGAGGAUGAUGAAGAGCCAGGGUCUACAACGCCUAUGAACCAAGUACAAUUAUACCUGCAGCAGUUCCAGCAAGCCCGUCAGCCCCAGCAGUCCAUGCAGUCGCUCCAACCGCAGGCUCGUCAGCAGCAGCAGCAGCAGCAGCAGCAGCAGCAGCAACAACAACAACAACAACAACAACCAGGACAGAUCUCUCUCCUGCAGUCUGUCCACGGACAAUCUCAACUAUCCUCUCAGACCACACUGCCUCCUCCCCAGCUCCCUUUGCAGACCCCUCAGCCCGCCCCAUCACAUCAGGCCCCGGCCCAACAGAUGCCUCUACUCCAGGCCCGCCACAUGCAGCAUUCUCAGCCGCAGCAAAAGCAGCCCCAACAGCAACAACUGAACUAUCAGCAGGGUCCAGGACUAGCUGGUCAGUCCCAGGGAUCACAACACAAGGUAUCCAUGCCCAGCAACAAAGCACAGCAGAUCAUUCUGCAGCAGCAACAGCAGCAGCCCUCCCCUCGCCCAACCAAGGCUGAACCCUACAACGCUGGUCACAUAAGAGAUAACCCAUCGCCUCUCAUGAUGCAUUCCCCACAACUUCCCCAGUAUCCACCUGUCUCUCACCAGUCCCCACCUCACAACAUGCAGCCCAAAAAGCAGAGGGGCCCUGGGAGCCAUGGUGUACUAAAGGAGGAGAAACUUUCUCCCUCACCAGCGAUGAGAGGAGAGCCAUUCAACCCUGCCAUGAGACCAGACCAUCAUAAACAGCCCGAUAACAAGCCUUCUCAACCAGGCCACGGCCAACAGAAUGUGAAGUCCAUGGACAGCUUGCGACCUGUCAUCCGCUCCUCCGAAUCCAGUGGACUGCCCUCCUCUCUGCAAGAAAAGGAUAAGUUCAAGCAGGAGUCCAAGGUGCCCAUUGCCCCCAAAAAGGUACAGGAUGUGAAACUGAAGAAUAUGGGCUCAUGGGCCAGCCUGGCACAAAAGUCCACAUCUACACCCUCAUCUGCAGUGAAGUCGUCUAGUGACAGUUUUGAGCAGUUCCGUCGCGCUGCCCGGGAGAAAGAGGAGAGGGAGAAAGCUCUGAAGGCCCAAGCCGAGCAGUUGGAAAAAGACAGACUACGCAGAGAGCAGGACAAACUACGAGGUCGAGAUGAAGAGGACAUCAUGGAGCCAAGCAGAAGGGUGCACGAGGAGCCACGCAGGCGUCUGGAGCAGCAACACAUUCAAGCUCCUUCGCAACAGCAACAACAACAACAACAACAACAACAACAACAGCAGCAGCAGCAGCAGCAGCAGCAGCAGCAACAACAACAACAACAACAGCAGCAGCAGCAGGAGCCCCAGCCAGUUGCCAUUCAGCAGCCUCCUCAACCCCCAACACCGCCUCAGCCUGCCGCACAGAACCCACUUGACCAACAGAGGGAGCUAGCACGCCGCCGAGAGCAGGAAAGGAGGAGGCGAGAAGCGAUGGCGGCAACUAUUGACAUGAAUUUCCAAAGUGACUUAAUGGCUAUCUUUGAGGAGAACCUGUUUUGAGGAGAGGAGCAACUCAAACAUAACUGCAAAAAAAAGAAAAAGAAAAAAAAAAGGAAAAUACUUCACUUCCUCUUAAGAGGGAUUUGCCGACCACGCACCACAGAGGGACACGGACUGUAUGUAGAUGUGACGGGCCCUUGGAUGGAGUACAAGCGCUGGACGGGCGCUCACAGGUCGCUUUGUCCCUGUGGACUGAACACACACAACGCAUGGGGAUAAUCUCACUGUCUUGGAUGUCAUAUCCUCGGAAUCUGGCAUUGUCUGCCUGAUAUAUCUAACAGGAGAAAGAGGACCCCCGGUUGGCACAGUUGCCUUUGUCACUUGCUUUUUACAGUGUGUGUGUGUGGCCGCAACAAUGAAUUGCAAGAGUAAGGACAUCCCAAUAACUAUGAAAAUGCUCUGAUAAUGUACUGACAGACUGUGCAGAGAUGUUUUGAAACUGCCAGAUAUCUGAGGUGGUGAAGAAGACUGGUCUUUUAUGUUCUGUUUUGUUUUGAUUGUUGUAAGUGAACAAAUGAAAGGGGUGGGGGGGGUGGGCAACAACUUCCAUACUGUAAAUCAUGUAUAUUUCUCAGCAGAGAAGGUACAGUUUGCCUUACACCUCUUUCCUAAGCAGACAAUUAUGUUCUUUGGCCUGCACACGAGGACAAACCAGUGAUAUUUACAACCAGGAGUAGGAGCCGUGCAGACCUUUUUUCAUCAUCUAGUAUCUACUGUAAAGAAGUAUUUUCUUAUACUACAAUAACUGUUUAUUUUGGAUCUUUCUUUUUUUUCCUCUUUCGGUCUAAACCUUCAUACAUCACACUCCGCCACCUCUGUCUAUGCCAAACAACUCACUAUAUUUUAUGCUAAAUGACUUGUCCUAAAUCAUGGUAGGUAGCUAGUGACAAAAAAAAACAAAAAACCUGAAUAUAUGCAUUAUCAUAGUUCCAACAAGUAUUUAUCAAAUACAGAAUCAGUUGAUGUUUUCAUCCUGCCUUGUAUUUUUCUUUUACAACAUGAACGUUUGCAGACGAUGGGAAAGGUCCAGCCGUUUCUGAGCUUUAGUUGGAAUAUGAUUUCACUACAAGUGUCGCACCAUUCUUUGUAUUACACUUUGAGACAUAAUGUUGAUAUCAUUGGCCUGUUCACAACAGUCACACUACCGGAUCAGUUCAGAAACGAAUAGAUGAGGACCCCCUUGCUGUUCCCUCUGUGUGCACUCUGACCUUACGUAAAGGUUUUGAUCAAAUGUCAACAGAUAGUGCUCGAGGCAGGAAGGGGACGAUCAGGGGAAUGAGACAAACACUUAACACCUUUCUGGAGCUGUUACUUGAAUCAGGUUUAGUAAAAUAAAAUAAAAAAUAGCCAAAGGGACUGGAAUGAGCUCCCAGUUAGUUUUUGCAUCAAAUUGUCUUCAAAUGACAGACUGUCAACAAUACAAAAUAAAAAAGACAAACAAAUGUUUCGCAACAGAAAACUCUGAAAUAACGGUUUUGAUUUAUCUUUGUUCUCGUUUGAUAAUAGUUGAUGUGAGUUAUGAUUCUGUUCUUGGAAACAUUGUUUGGACCGGGGAUGGGGGUUGAAAUCUGAAUGCGUCUCGUCCUCUUCACUUGUCUCUGUUAUGGUGUUUUUCUCCAGUGCCUGUAUUGUAUUGCAAUUCUCGUUGGCUUAUAUUACACUUCGAGGGGGUUUAGAAAGGGGCCAGGUCAGGAUUGGGUGGUGUAAUAUUUGAACGGGGAGGGAGAUUUUUGAAAGAGUUUGUGUAAAAAAAAUAAAAAAUAAAAAUAAAAAAAAAGAAGAAGGAAAGGACAGCGUUUUAUAUUUUACCCGUUGUCAAUAUUCGGGUUUUAAAUUUAGUUUUAGCUGGACUUCUGAGUGUACACAUCUGAAAAACUUUCUCAUUUUGUUCAAUCAGCAGAUUUUAGGUAGAUAUAUUUCAGCGUUGCCACACUAGCGUUUGAGUCUGGUCUGGUCUGUGAGUGUGACUGUAAAUUUGGACGGCUGUGUGACUGUAUGUGUUUUGUUACUGUUAAUUUUUUUUUUGUUGAAGUGUGUGGUGCAUGAGUCAUUUUCUCUGAUUGCAGAUAAGCAUUCUAUUUGAGAAUAAACAGAUAAACCGUACUUCAGGAGAACUUGUUUAAGUGCUUAAGUCACCUUUUUAAUUUCUAUGAAGUCCACCAUAUAUGAAAUAUAGAAUUUUUAUUGUUAGACUGGUUUUGAAAGAGUAAAAAAAAAAAAAAACUUCAUUCCUUUUUAGCCUGUUUUUCCUUUUUCACAGAAACUGUUAAUGUGCCAUGAGUUCUACAGAGAAUGUGCUGACCCGCAGCUCAGCCCAGAGUUUGCUUUAUUCAGGUAUUUUAUUUUGUGUUACAUUUGUUCUGUUUUGGGAGUUUUGUUCAAACAUUUUCCUCGAUUUAUUGUUUGGUAUGUGAGUGAUCUAUCGAGGUCUCUGAUUCAGUCUGUUAUGAUCAUUGAAUAAACUCAUCUCUUUUAUAGAAAAUAAAAAAAUAUACUAAAUUCUG